CAUUUCGACGGGAUGAGGUUCGACCCGCCGUGGUGGUUCUUCUUCUUCGUCGCGCAGCUUAUGGAGCAGAACAGCAUCAGAAUCAUCUGCUGGUGGAAGAGGAGGGAGGGAGGACGGGGAGAAUUACAAUUGUUUUUUUUAAAAGAACUGGAAGAUAA
This is a messenger RNA of Funneliformis mosseae, 158 nucleotides long. The record is from the annotation of a GenBank genome assembly. NCBI's taxonomy places the organism in Eukaryota, Fungi, Glomeromycota, Glomeromycetes, Glomerales, Glomeraceae.